Penicillium manginii is the source of this 3096-nucleotide messenger RNA. RefSeq names its product Zn(II)2Cys6 transcription factor. Gene Ontology annotation, molecular function: DNA-binding transcription factor activity, RNA polymerase II-specific; zinc ion binding; sequence-specific DNA binding. The record is from RefSeq and is a predicted model, not a curated record. NCBI's taxonomy places the organism in Eukaryota, Fungi, Ascomycota, Eurotiomycetes, Eurotiales, Aspergillaceae. Gene Ontology annotation, biological process: positive regulation of transcription by RNA polymerase II; DNA-templated transcription. The coding region runs from base 1 to 3096 and encodes 1031 amino acids. The transcript is spliced from 3 exons.
AUGCCUAACCUUCCCUCCCCGCCAUCACCCCUCUCUUCCUCGGGGAAGAAGAGACCACACCCCUCCAACGAUACAUCGCCCACUCAAUCGGACCCCGCGACGUCGCAUGUCCCCUCCACCUCGGCUGCCGGGCCCUCCACAUCGCCGGCGCAUUCAACUGCCACCGUUGCCUCGAGUGCAUCCUCUUCCUCAUUUCGAAACGUGUCCGCCUGUAAUCGCUGUCGACUACGCAAGAACCGCUGUGACCAGCGCCUCCCACGAUGCCAAUCCUGUGAAAAGGCCGGUGUCCGCUGCGUCGGAUAUGACCCUAUUACCAAGCGAGAGAUACCACGUAGUUACGUGUAUUUCCUAGAAACCCGAGUCGCCUACCUAGAGAAACAGCUGGCGGAGCAUCAGAUAGAAUUCAAGAAAGCCGUUGCUUUUGACGAAGAGGAGGCAGUCAAAACGGAAACCGAACCCGACGUUGCGCAACCCUCAUCCACUCUUGACGGAAACGCCAUUGAUAUCUCAGAAAAGACACAAUGGAAGAAUCCAGCGCUGAAGGAGGAGAAUGACCGAUCCGAGCAGAGGGCGGAUGUGGAACAGACUGCAGAAGGUGCUCGCGAUCCCGCCAACGAAGACAAUUGGCGCCUGCACAACUUGGUAUCAAAUAUCGGCAUGGUUUCGGUGCAAGGCACAUCGGAUCCUCGAUAUCUUGGCUCAACUUCCGGUAUAUCAUUUGCUCGAGUUGUGUUUGCUGCAGUGAGAACCGCCGGUGGCCCUGGAGGCACCAUGCGUGAUUCUUUCUUCGGUCUCCAGACAAAGCCGAUGAUGAAGCGUGCAUCCUUCCCUGACCGCGAGCUAGCCGAGCGACUCAUCGAUCUCUAUUUCGAACACGCCAACCCCCAAAUGCCCAUUCUCCAUCGCCCGGAAUUCAUGGAACUUUUAGAUCGAACAUAUCAGCUGGAAGAGAAAAACCGAUCCCCACGCGCUCUUUAUAUCCUCAACAUCGUGUUUGCUAUCGGUGCUGGGAUCAUCUUUGACGAUAAGCCCCAGAGUUCAGAUGAGGAGAGCCGCGCUGGCCGUGACCGAGCCUCGUCCACAACCAAGCGACCAAGGUUGUCCAGUCAUCAAUACCAGCCAGAGGAGUAUCAUGCCUCGGCGAUUGUGCAUUUGGAAUCUUUCCUGGGUUCCUCAUCUAGUGAGGGCUUUGGUGGGUUGGAAGAACUUCAAGCGGUGCUUUUGUUGGCCAGCUUUGCGCUACUACGACCUGUUGCGCCGGGUUUGUGGUACAUUGUGGGUGUUGCUAUGCGCCUAGCAGUUGAUUUGGGCCUCCACUAUGAAGAUGGCGUUGGUCUUGAUAUCGGAUCGAAAGACGGUAACCCUAUUCAACCCCGCAUAGAUGCGCGUGAGCGUGGUCGACGCGAAUGGGUUCGUGACCUGCGACGUCGCCUUUGGUGGUGUGUAUACAGCUUUGACCGUCUCGUUGCCACUUGCGUCGGACGGCCAUUUGGUAUUAGCGACCAGGCUAUCAGCACCGAGUUCCCAUCCAUGAUGGAUGACAAGUUUAUCACCAAGUCUGGACUGCUGUCACCACCCGAGGGAGCCCCGACUUAUAAGCAUGUUGCCUUCCAUUACUUCAAGCUGCGUCUUCUUCAAUCCGAGAUCCACGAUGUUCUUCAAUACCAGCAAGCCCGUGCUGUGCGACGACGUGCCCCAGAUAGCAUGGUCAUCUUGCCCCACGCUGAACUUACCUCGCCGUUCCUCCAAGGAUUUGAUUCAUUCCGCUCGUGGCGUCAUGAUGUACACCGUCGCCUGGUGGAAUGGCACGAGACCGCCCCAACUCGUGCGGAUACGGGUGUUCGAUUCUCUAUCGAACUUUUGGAAUUGAAUUAUUGGCAAGGCAUUAUUCUGCUAUAUCAGCAGAGCUUGACGGUACCCGCAGAGCUAGCUAGCGAGUUGACUCCAGCCGACGAUGUCUCCAGUCCAUCCUUCUCAAAUCCUGAUGAGGGUGAUGAAGAAGACCAUGUCUACCUGAAUGUUGCCGAAGCUGGCCAGAAAGUGAUUCGAAUCUAUCGUCAGCUCCACCGUGUGCGUUUGGUGAAUUAUACAUAUCUUGCUACUCACCAUAUUUUCAUGGCUGGAAUCUCCUUCUUAUAUGCUAUCUGGCAUUCGCCUCUUGUUCGAAGCCGACUCACUCUCGAUGAAGUCGAUUUUACUGUCCUUGCAGCAACCUCUGUUCUGGGUGAUUUAAUGCACAAAUGUCCGCCUGCUGAGAAUUGCCGUGAUGCUUUCGAGCGGAUGAGCAAAGCCACAGUCCAGAUGUGUCUCUCUACGACUGGCUUUGGGUCUCAGGUUGACAUGUCCCGUGUGCAGACAUCGUCUCACGCAAGCAGCUCAUUGUAUCACGGCCGAACGCGCCAGCAGAUGGGUCAACGACAGCAACCGGGCCAGGGUCAGCCUCGCCGACCGACCCAAACUCGCGCAUCGCGACCAGUUCCCAAGUUCGAUAUGAACUUGGCAGACCUAUUCAGUGACAACCCACCACCUCUGGCCGAUCGAUCAAGGAUCGAGAACAGGCCCGGAGGACCUCCUUAUGCUGUCCGACCAGAUGCCCCAGAGACUCUACCUCCGGGCUUCGCAGCAACAGAUCGCACAGGUCGUCCGUUCGCGCAGCGCACUCCCUCGAUGGAUUACUACAUGAAAUACGAAAACGCCACUUCUCCCCAAGCCCCUCAACCUCAAUUCUACUAUGGUAACUCGCCACCGCAGAGCGGUUCUCCUGGCAGUGUUGCCGCCCAUUCUGCCAAUGGCCCUCACGGCGUUCCACCUGCCGACCAUCCGGAGAACCAGGCUGGAAUCAGUCUCGACUUCUUAGACUUUAGCUCUGGGGAUCCCGAUCAUCCCGCGAAUAUGGAAACAGAUGCGAAUGCAGAUUAUCACCUCGCUAAUAUGCCUCCACUCGGUCCCAACCUGGGACAGAACGUGGGCAUUGAUCUGGGCUUUGGCAUGGCUAUGGACUUCCAGCAUGAUUGGAGUGAAAAUCCCAAUUAUGAUCUUCUUGAAGGGUAUUUCUUCGGAGGCUCUGGACCUGGCGCAUCCGGCGGCGAUGCAUAA